Messenger RNA from Ascochyta rabiei, 1389 nucleotides. RefSeq lists its product as uncharacterized. Gene Ontology annotation, biological process: molybdate ion transport. Gene Ontology annotation, molecular function: molybdate ion transmembrane transporter activity. Lineage: Eukaryota; Fungi; Ascomycota; Dothideomycetes; Pleosporales; Didymellaceae. The record is from RefSeq and is a predicted model, not a curated record. The transcript has 6 exons. The coding region runs from base 1 to 1389 and encodes 462 amino acids. Gene Ontology annotation, cellular component: membrane.
AUGGAUCUUUACCGGGCAACAUUCGCAGGAUUGUUGUUGUUGAACAGCUGUGUGCUUUUGCAAACAUAUCGCUCACGCCAAGUCAACUCUCCAGAUGCCGCGACCCCAGAGAAAGUUGAGCACCGAGGUCGCGUGGAAUCUGACAGAGAAAGUCUGCGAAAACUUAAAUGGCGUUUCUUCCCGAUAUAUCUGCUCGUCAAUGCUGCAGAUUGGCUCCAAGGUCCAUAUAUCUAUCCAAUCUACAAAGACGAAAAAGGUUUGUCAGAAGAAACCGUCGCAUUUCUCUUCCUUAUUGGAUUCGUCUCAGCCGGUGUGUCCGCCUCGUUUGCGGGAACGUUUGCGGAUCGCUACGGCCGUCGAACAGCAUGUUUAGCAUACUGCGUACUGUACUCAUUCUCUAGCUUCACUCUACUUGCCGACGACAUCCGAAUACUCUUCGUAGGUCGCGUACUUGGAGGAGUUUGUGGAACUCUGCUGUGGAGCGUAUUCGAAAGCUGGCUGGUUGCGGAGUUCAACCAGCUCAUGCUGGAGGACACAUCAGUGCUCGGUGGUAUCUUCAGCGCAAUGACUAUUCUCAACAGCCUUGUCGCCAUUUGCGCCGGAAUCCUAGCAGAGUGGCUGGUUGGUACAGCAGGUACUGCUAAGGCGCCCUUCCUCGCCUCUAUCGGAUGCCUCUCUGCAGCAUUUGUUGCGAUUGCAAAGUUUUGGGGCGAGAAUUACGGUGCUAGCCAUCGUGAUGCAUCUGAGAACGCAACACUGCUUCAACAAGAAGAAGCAGAGACGGUACAAUCGACCAUGAGCACUACAAAGUCGACUUUGAAGUAUAUUUUGAGAGAUACGAACAUACUUGUGCUCGCCUUAGCAUCAUGCUUUUUUGAAGGAUCCUUGUUCCUAUUCAUCUUCUUCAAGUUCCCAGCAUUGAAGUUGUCACAUAAGCUGGCAGGCUCGAAAGAAGAACUUCCCUUUGGCCUGAUCUUCGCGAUUCUCAUGUGCUCCAUGAUGCUUGGAUCUUUGCUCUACAACAACAUCACGACGGCAUCCACAACCUUCCCAGCAAAGAGAGUUCUUAUAGGUACCCUGACGGUUGCUUCUGCGUGUUUCUUCAUUCCUGGCCACUUCCGCGAUGAGCGUAUCACACUGUGGUGUUUCUGCGUGUUUGAACUUUGCUGCGGUGUCUACUACCCGGUCAUGGCAUCGAUCAAGGGUAAGCUCAUAGACGAUAGUUCACGAGCGAGCGUGUAUACGGUGCUGCGCAUUCCGCUCAAUGCUUUCGUCGUGCUUGCGUUGAGCACGACCAAAGAAGGCGAAUCACACCGCGAUACCGUGUUUACAACAUGCAGCGGUUUGUUGUUGGUAGCCGCGCUUGCUGUGCACAAGAUCCUGGCUUAG